GCCAACGCUUCCCAAGAGCAAGCGAGCAAGAGGCCAUCUCGGGGGAGCCCGGCGUGGGAUGAACCAGAUCAAACAGAUCCAUGCUUUCACCCUCCGCAAUGGCCUCGACGACAUCCAAGCCCUCGUCCUGAAGCUGCUCCAAGUUCCCAACCUCCCCUACGCCCACGCCCUCCUCCUCUCCCAUCCCCACCCCCCGCCCACUUUCCUCUACAACAAGCUCUUCCAGGCCUACGCCCGCGGCGCCGGGAGCGCGUUCGAGCCCUGCGCUGCACUCUUCGCCCGCAUGCGUCGGCCCCCCAACCCGCACUCCUUCGUCUUCCUCUUCUCCGCCUGCACCGCCUUCGCUCGCCCCGCCCACGGCCGCGCCCUCCACGCCCGCUUUCUCCUCUCCGGCCUCCCUUUCGACGCCUUCGUCGCCACCUCCCUCCUCGACUUCUAUGCCAAGUCCGGCCUCCUCGACUCCGCCCGCCGCCUGUUCGAUGAGUUGCCCUUCCGGGACGUCGCAAUGUGGAACUCCUUGAUCGGCGGGUACACCAGGUGGGGCGAGCUGGACCAGGCCAGGGAGUUGUUCGAGAUGAUGCCCUUUAGAAACGUAAUCUCUUGGACGUCCAUGGUCUCCGGGUAUGCCCAGAAUGGGCGCUAUGAGGAGGCCGUCCGUGCGUUCUCGAGGAUGUGGGAGGAAGCCGAGGUGAAGCCUAACGAGGUCACGCUCGCGAGCGUGCUGCCGGCAUGCGCCCACCUUGGGGCGAUAGGGCUGGGAGAGAAAAUAGAGAACUAUGCACGUGAGAAGGGAUUGAUAGGGAAUGUGUUCGUGUGCAAUGCUUUACUGGAGAUGUAUGGAAAGUGCGGGAACAUUCAUCGUGCAAGGAAGGUAUUCGAUGAAAUGGGUGUUAGAAGAAAUUUGUGCUCUUGGAAUUCGAUGAUAGUGGCAUUGGCAGUGCAUGGGAUGUGGUGUCAAGGCCUUGAGCUUUUCCAUGAAAUGAGGGAAAAAGGAAUCUUGCCCAAUGAUAUUACACUUGUAGGUGUUCUCUUGGCUUGCACUCAUGGAGGACUGGUGGAUGAGGGGCAGUAUAUCUUCAAUUCCAUGGAAAAGGACUUUUUCAUCACCCCUAAACUGGAACAUUAUGGUUGCAUGGUUGAUCUAUUAGGGCGUGCUGGACUAACAAAAGAAGCCUACAGUCUGAUAACAAGUAUGCCAAUGGAGCCAGAUUCAGUGAUAUGGGGUGCUCUGCUUGGUGCUUGCAGUUUUCAUGGUGACGUCCAAUUGGCAGAAGUUGCUGCCGAGUUCCUAUUUAAACUUGAGCCAUGGAACCCAGGAAACCUUGUGAUUCUUUCCAAUAUAUAUGCUUCAUCAGGGAGAUGGAAUUCUGUUGCUAAAAUUUGGAAAAUGAUGAAAGGAAAACUACACAGAAAGUCAGCUGGAUAUAGCAUAAUUGAGUUAGAUGGGUAUAUGCAUAAGUUCCUCGUGGAGGAUAAAUCCCAUCCACAAUUUGAAGAGAUAUAUGUCCUUCUGGACGAGAUUACAAUGAGGAUGAGACACCUUAGUUACAAACCUAAUCUGAAUCUCCAGAUCGAAUGCUAAGGGGAUUUGGAUAUUCAUAAGGUUGUGUUCCAUUCAAGGACAUAAAUGAACAGAAUCCUCCAAAACCGUAAAUGUGUUCCAUUAUCAAAUUUUAGAGCACAAGAAGCUGAAUAGAAGGCUAUGGUCAUGGAGGUCUUGUUGUUUAGUGUUUGACUUAAUGGGUUGAAGAAAAUAAUAGAAGCACCCCAAAUGACUGCAAAGCAACUAUUGAUAAGCAUUUUCAAUCAUUUUAUUGAACCUCCUGAAUAUAAAAAGCAACAACGGUGUUCUGAAUCUCAGAUCAACGGUUGAAACUUUUGACAACUCUGCGGGAUCUCGAGUUAUCAACUUUUUAUAGAAGGCAUGACAGGAUCAUCCAGUUGGAUAUAAACUCAUGUUUGCUCAAGAAAUUGAUUUGGUACCAGUCUUAAUCAAAGAGGGAUGGAAACCUUUUGACGUGUAGCUAUAUGAUAUUAGCAUUUAUCCAAGAAAAGAAAAAUUAUUCUACUAAUGGAGUAGUAUAGAGGUUGAAAUCAGGAAAAAGUUGUCAUGAAUAGUACACGAGACUCUCUAUUAAGAUAUAGAUGAAAAAGUCAGCGAGUUCGACCAAAGCUAAUUAGACUGGCCAACUUCAACAUAUUUAACAAGAGCAGGAAACCAACUGCUACCAGAGAAACCAAUCAUCCAAGGGGGAGGAACAGAAGAGAGUCGUGGAAGAAGGUUAGGCAUAAAAGAUCCAAUGAUAGCACUGAAGCAGAGAAGACAUCACUACUAUAGUGUUCACCAUCUGCUGUUAUUGUUAUGACCUCCUUGUCACCAUCACAGUCACAUUCAUCAACUGCCAUUGCUGUCAUAACUUUGCUAUCACAUUAGCAGAGGAGAGGUUAAGGGGAAAGGUAUGAGGUAACAGCUCCUUCUUGAGGAAAUAUGAUAGCAACAACAUAUAAGAAUUAAACUAAAAUGAGGAGAGGAACUGACUCCUUACAUUUGCAGGCAAAGGUGACAACAUGACAGGGAAGUCAAAGAAUUGUCGCAGUCUCAGUGCAGAUCGCCUCUAGCUUCCACAAGUUGACCAGUCACAAGAAUGAUGGUGAAUCAUGAAAUCGGAGUCCUUCCAUGCUCGAUCGAUCGAACGCGAUGCGGAAUUCUGGGUUUAAUCGAUCUCGCUUGCUUUCAUUUGUGGAUGUCGAUAAGUUUUGCGGCAGCAUGCUUCCAAAGUACCUUGGCACAAAAGACGGCAAAAGAGGCUCCGGAUGACCAAAGAAGCAGUGAGGGGAAUCAUUCGACAUGGUUUUUAUGGACCGACUGACAUAUGUGGAUUAUGGAUGGAUGGUCCCGAGGUGAUCCUUUAUACGAAUAUUUAUUUUGCCCUUGGUAUGUAAUAGAACAUAAAUCUAAAUUAUUGUGUUACCAGAAUAUUGAACCAUCAUUAAGUUCCAAGAUUAACUACGCUUACUUCAA
Messenger RNA from Musa acuminata subsp. malaccensis (wild Malaysian banana), 3022 nucleotides. Its product is annotated as pentatricopeptide repeat-containing protein At5g08510. Lineage: Eukaryota; Viridiplantae; Streptophyta; Magnoliopsida; Zingiberales; Musaceae. Gene Ontology annotation, molecular function: protein binding. The record is from RefSeq and is a predicted model, not a curated record.